Cydia strobilella is the source of this 5850-nucleotide messenger RNA. Its product is annotated as signal-induced proliferation-associated 1-like protein 1. The record is from RefSeq and is a predicted model, not a curated record. NCBI's taxonomy places the organism in Eukaryota, Metazoa, Arthropoda, Insecta, Lepidoptera, Tortricidae. Bases 401 to 3625 code for a protein of 1074 amino acids. The transcript has 16 exons. Gene Ontology annotation, biological process: activation of GTPase activity; regulation of small GTPase mediated signal transduction. Gene Ontology annotation, molecular function: GTPase activator activity; protein binding. Gene Ontology annotation, cellular component: cytoplasm.
AACACUGGCACUCAAAAUACCGUUCCGUUCGUUACUCUGUAUUUUUCUCUUGGCAACAUUAUACGUUUACUCGUGAAUAAUGUUUUUUCUUUCAUAAAUUUCGUUUCAUUCAUUCGUUUUUGUGUUGUGAAGACGUGUGUUAAGCUUUGUAUAUAUAGAAUAUUGCAAAAUAACUUAUCGUUAGUGUUAAGCACACAGUUUGUUUGUGAUUAUGUGACAAUAAACGAAAGUUCGGCUAUUCAUCAUGUUGUGAAGUCACUCACUGUGUACGUCUCAACAUCGUAGUAAUUCGUGGUAUUUACGAAUGUAUUUUAAUUAAUGUAUGGUCAGUGAGCGCUUCAGUGUUCUAUUAUUUAUUUGUCGAGAGUCGAGAGCGAACUGACACUCAUCGAAAUAUGCCAUGUACGCUCCGGAUCAUCUCCGACGGAAGGAAGCCAGAGAUGUUAUGUAUCGCAGUAACUCGAGUCUCGACUUGAUAUACGGCGAACAUCCGUCCGGAAACGGGUUGCGGCGCGAGUAUGGGAGUCACGGUUCGAUCGACGUGAUCGGGGGUGCGAGCGACAGGCUGCCCGCGAUGGUGCACAACUACAACGUGACAGAGAAGGCUCAGGGCUUGAGCGGCGACACCUCCGACGGCCCCACGCCCCGGGCCAGCGCCAGCCCGAAGCCUCGCCUCAAAUUCAAUAAGCUUUGGGGUGGCGCAGCUCCCACACACCGACAACCCAUGGACGAUGGAUCUCUUGACCGACCUGAAGGAAUCAAAAAACAACAGUUUGCUCACUAUGAUUGCCAAUCCUUGAUGGCGAACUUGAGUUAUGCAGCUGAGAUUAGAGGAGCACUGCUGAGCCGCAGGAGGAACACAACAACAGGGGCCUCGGCUGCUUCUCUAGCUACCCGGGGCCCUCCGCUGGGAGAAGACACUGUACCUGACAUAGGGGAUGGAAGAUCAAAUGAGUUGCUGGAAGCCUGUCCCUUCUUUAGGAAUGAAUUGGGAGGCGAAGAAGAGCGCUGCGUAUCCCUAUGCCGGCGGACAUCACGCGGUGCGAUCCCGGGACAAGCUGGCAGCUGGCACCGGCCUCGAGCGGCCUAUGGCCUCUCCGUCCUCGAGUUUCCGCCGGGCCACACUCACUGGCGGCAUGGGUGCCCGUUUGCGAACACACUGACGCCCCUGCCCGUCGAGAGCCAGGAUUUAGGAGCGCUGUACUAUAGGAACUACUUCUAUGGGCAGUCUCACCAAAACUGGUUCGGCAUGGACGAAACCGUGGGUCCCGUCGCGAUUUCCAUCAAGAAAGAGCGAGUGGAAUUAAGAAGAGGGGGGUCUGACGCGUCCACACCAGCGUCCCAACUAGCUUGGCAGUAUCGGCUGGUCGUCCGUACUUCGGAACUGUUGACGCUACGUGGGUCCGUGUUAGAAGACGCCCUGCCGAUCAAACCUAGCAACAAUACAGCUACUUACAACACUAAGGAGGUGCUGGAGUAUGUCGCUCCGGAGUUGCAGCUCAGUUGUCUCAGGCUGGGCACCAACGGCAGCGGCGCCGAAGAACAACUCCUAAGACUCGACGAACAAUGUGUCACGCGCUACUACAAAGUAGGAGUAAUGUACUGCAAGAGCGGCCAGUCCACCGAAGAAGAAAUGUACAACAACCAAGAAGCCGGCCCGGCCUUUGUGGAGUUCCUCCAGACGCUCGGACACACGGUUCGACUAAAAGACUUCGACAAAUACAAAGCGGGUCUCGACAAUCGCACAGACUCGACCGGCCUUUUCUCCGUCUACACAACUUACCAGAACUGCGAGAUAAUGUUCCACGUGUCAACUAUGCUACCCUACACGCCCAACAACAGGCAGCAGCUACUCCGGAAGCGGCAUAUUGGCAACGAUAUAGUCACUAUAGUGUUCCAAGAGCCGGGAGCGGCUCCGUUCACGCCGCGGAACAUUCGCUCGCAGUUCCAACACGUAUUUGUGGUUGUACGAGCGAUAGACCCGUGUACUGAGAACACGCAUUACAGCAUAGCUGUGAGUCGGGCGAAGGAAGUGCCUUUAUUUGGACCACCGAUCAAAGAUGGCGCUGUUUAUCCUAAGGGGGAGGCUUUUACGGAUCUGCUUUUGAGUAAGGUGAUUAAUGGCGAAAACGCAGCGAUACAAUCACCAAAGUUCAGCACGAUGGCCACACGCACUCGGCAGGAGUACCUCAAGGAUCUGGCCAAGAACCACGUGUCGGCCACCACGCUCGAGACCGGACAGAAGUUCUCAAUCUUCUCGUCGCUGCUAAUGAAAAGUGGCAGCAACAACAACACGGCGGUGCUGCCGCGCCUCUACAGCUGUCCCAACGACGUCCUCGUCGGUGGCGCCAUGUGCUUCCACGUUCAAGUUCAAGACGAAGGCGCGGGGGCGGUGUUGGACUGCAUGCUCGGCGUCUCACCCGACACCAUAGUGUUAGUGGAGGACAGCACGAGACAGGUCAUACUCGUCAUACCCACUAACACUCUGCUAGGUUGGGUGGUGAGCGGCGGUUGGACGCGCAUAUUCUACCACCGCGGCGAGUCAGUGCGCCUGCGCUCUUGUCCCGCCCUGCUGCGCCGCCUGGCCGGCGUGGCGCCGCCGCACGCCGAGCUGCUGCCCGAGCGGACCCUCGCCAGGGGAGCCGCCGCACAGCUGGGGUUCCACGUACAACCGGACGGUCUCAUAAUAGCGGUGGAGAGCGGCAGUACGGCGGACAAAGCGGGCGUAAAACGUGGCGCUCGCCUGCUGGAGGUGUGCCGCGCCGCCGUGGUGGCGCUGCAUCACGAGCAGCUCGUCGACCUGCUCAAGACCUCCGACCCCGUCACGGUGACAACAACGAACGCGUCCAGCUACAAGUGCCUCUGCGAGAGUCCCGGCGAGGAGCCGGCCGCGCCCGCACGCGGCGACGCGCAGCGCCCCGGCCGCGGCCGCCGCGCCUACGAGCGCGGGCACUCGCCGCCGCGGUCCGACAGCUCCGGAUACGGCACCGGUGGAUCGGGUCGCAGCGCGCGUCGCUCGCCGCAGUCGUCGCCGACGACGGAGAGCGUGCGGCGACGCUCGCACGACGCGUCGCCGCGCCACGCGCGCAACAAGCGCGCCUCCGCGCACGGCAGCCUCACGGACGAGCUAAUGCGGCUGAUGGACGCCGAGCUCGGCGGCGACGGUGCCGCGCCCGCACCCGGCCCGCUGCCGCUGCCCGACGCGGCCGCGCUCGACUGGGCCACGCUGGUGCACACCGCCACCCGCGCCAUGCUGCAGAUUUGCGAAGAACAUCAAUAUCCAUCCAUAGACAACCCUGAUCCUACUCUAGAACCUCUUCCAAGUGAACCGACACAUGACUCUUGGUCUGAACUACCAACAUCGGACGCUGUGCCGCCCCCGCCCUUGCCCUCGCCCCCGCCCCCGUCGGCCUCCCCCCUGGCGCCGUGCGCGUGCGGGCUCGCGGCGCGCGCGGCCGCGCUGGAGGCCGAGCGCGCCGCCGCCACGAGACACGCGCAGCAGCUGGAGGAGGAGGUCCGUCGCUUACGCCGUCACAACGCACGUCUACGAGAAGAAAGCGCCCGUGCCGUUUGGCAGCUGCGCCACUUCACGCAGUGGCUCAAACGGACCGUCGACCGGCAGUGAUCUGGCGUCUCGCUCGCUCCCACACCAGUGAUCUGCUGUCUCGCUCCUAUUCAACACGAGUGUACAAGUAACAUGACUCGAGGCUUAGGCAGCUGUGACACUUCACGCAGUGGCUUAAACGAACCGUCGACCGCCAGUGAUCUGCUAUCUCGUUCGCUCCUUCGCCAGUGGUCACCUGUCCCACUCCAACACGACGUUGAGUGUACAUGUCACACGACUCGCGAAGGCUGAGGCAGCGGCGGCACAAGCGGAUGGUCGAAAUGAUGUCCUGCUCACGCAAACAGCAGUCAUCUCGCUCCCACACCGGUAAACGCCCGUCCCGCUUUGGCAACAGCGUCAUCUAGUGUACAGGUAGCAAAGUAAAAUUCUACUCCUAGCACUCGGACUCUGGUAGUAUACUUGCGUAAAACUAUCGUAGCGGUCUUUAUGCUUUAAAUUUAGUUAUGACAGAUACAUAUGUAGAAUACAAAUGCGACCUGUUUCUAUUAACAGACUUUUUAUGUUUACUAGUAUCCUUGCCGUAAUUUUCCCACAGCGUGUCUUCCCGGAUAAAAAUACAUAACCAGGGACAUACGUUAAAAAAACAACAACGGUACAACGGCGCUUAUAGGCCUAAUCAAGGUCAUCAAAUAAUACGUAACGCAAAUUUUAGAAACCCCGCCCCCACUCCCCCUCCCCCCUGUAACGCGCCGUAACGUUUUCGUGUUUCCCCCCUCGCCACUACCUAAAGUUACGUAACACCCAACUGACCAUUUUUACCUGAAAGUCACAAUUAUGUUCAGCAAAGUAUAAUCAUACAAUUGAAGAAAUGAGCGAGCGUGUAUGAGGAAUGUUGUGAAAAUGAAGGAAGCGAAAGAAAAAUUUAAUAUCCUCCCGAUUAUAGUGGUGCAGGAAUACGUCAACUGGUGAUGUUGCUGGUGGUGAGGCCUGCGAUUAUUUUAAGGCCGUUCCAUCGGUUCGCCGCUGUCACUGUCACAUUUCGCAAGAAAGAACGGGAAAGAUCAUGCGCGCUAAGGGUCAAUUUUGAUCGAAUUUUGUCGAUUUUUAUUUAUUUUAAAAACGUUACCUUACAAUAUCGAAAUUCGAAAGCUAUGAAAUUACUAUUUAAGUUAAGAUUGUUUUUUCUUCUUUUUUUGUUUAUAGUAUUACAUAAUAAAUAACCGAGUAAAGUUGGAUUAAAAGUCCGAGUUAGAGGUUACUUUGGGAAUUAAUUGUAUCUAGCUAAGUGUCAUAAUUCAUAUAUCGGAAGCUAUCAUAUUAAAGUUAAUAUAGUCAAGAUUUACAUAUAUUUUUUUCACGUCUACGAAUAUCAACGCCUUUUAGAAAAACAUGAUCAUAUAAGGAGAUUUUUCGCCUUCUGGCUCAGGGAACCGCCUUAAAGUAAUAACAUAUUUAUUCGGUAUUCCAGAUCUACGUCCAUCUUGCCAAACACGCCACGGUCCAUUGGUUACGUUGUACGGAUAAACCAAGUAUUAGACUACAAUCUAAAAAAUUGAUAAGAUCACAGAUUAAUUUACCUGAUUGACACACCGUAUUUGCAAUUUUUGAUAAUAACAAACUGAUAUUUUUGCACAAAACAUGUUUGUGUUAGGUAAUUAGUAGAAAAUAAUUUAAAAACCUAAUCUUGUCGGAUUAAUUUUUAAUCUACAUGAGACAGUUUAAUUUCCUGCUUAACUUAUCAAAAUAAUUAAUCAAUUACAAUGUACGUAGUACCUUCACGCUCCGCGAUUGUUGCGCCAUUUAGGCUCCUAGCUAAAUUGGUUGUUCAAUACUUACGCUAUAGAAUCUCCUAUGCUAAGAACCCUAAAUGGCAUAACAAACCCGUGUGGCGACUACAUAUGAAUCACGUAAUCUAUACAGGCUGGCUAAAAAAUAAGUACAUUUCCGUUGUCAGAGUGGUUUUGGAAUUAUACUGAGCAACUUUUACUAUGGGACCAACCACGAAAUGGUCUUCGUUUGUUCCACACCUAUUGAAAGCGACACUGUGUACAGAUGUAGUACAUAAUUAUUUUCUAUCGUAUUUUCAAGGAAACGUAGGAACUAUUUCAGUCAUACGGUACAAAAUGUACUAAGGUUGACUGGAGUAACAAAUACGAACUUUUCCGAGAAAAUACGAAGGAAAACAAUUAUGCACUACAUCUGUAUGUAUACUUGCUGGGCCGAUUUUUGUUUUGUUAUCGUUAGAUUUGGAUAAAAUUUGGCUGGCUUGAAGAGCUUUUUAUUCU